GCUCCGUUCUGUGUAGAGCUGCAACGUUGAAUGCUAAAUGCGGAGUUGGUGACAUAAUCACCGUCUCAAUACUUAUCAGCUGAUCAUCAAACUCUGCGGGGGAGACACAUUCUCUACGUUUCUCUCUCUACAGCAGUAUCGGGGCUUUUAACAUAUCAGGUUGAUUUAAUGCAGGUCUGCAGGGGCCAAAAGGUGACCCUGAAGAGGAGCAGAUAGCUAUGAGUUUGCGAUUUGGCAUUGUCUAACAAGGAUGCCUGGCAUACCUUUAGUUUCUCGUGAAGUCAAUUACUCCAGAGACUCAGAUCAGAUGUGUCGCCAAGAACCUCGUGUUCUUUUGUCUCAAGAAGAGCAAACUGCAGCUGAAGAAAGCCUUUCAGUUUACUGCAAGCCUGUAGAACUAUACAACAUUCUUCAACGCCGGGCUAUUAAAAAUCCAUCAUUUCUUCAAAGAUGUUUGCACUACAAAGUACAAGAAAAGCACAAAAGAAGGGUACAAGUAUCAAUAUCCAUUAGUGGAGCUCUUGGUGAUGGACUGCAAACUCAAAACCUUUUCCCUUUGUACAUAUUAUUGGCUAGACCCUUUUCUGCUCCAAAUGGGGAGGUAACACAGCGUUCUAGUGUUUAUCACUUUAAAAGGGCCUUCAAGUUAACUGCAUUUCAUGGAGCCCCAACAAAGAGUAAAUCCCAAGCUAAAUUUAUUCUGCCUGAGAUCAAUAAAUUAUCAACAGAGGUCAAAUCUGGCUCUCUAGCAAUGUUGUUGGUGAGCUGUGCUGAUAUUACAAAUCCUAAAGAGAUUGAUCUAACCAAGGAUCAUAUAUUUUCUCCUUCAUGUAACAUUGGGGGUUAUUGCUUAAUGGGGAAGAUUCCACUUAAUUUUCUUCAUCUGUCAUGGGAGAAAUCUCCAAACUUAAGUUUAGGAGAGAGAGUUGAGUUGGUUAAAACUGUUAGCAUGCAAUCCUGUUUUAUGAAGUUGAGUUCUUCAGAUGAGGAGAAAUGUUUAUCUUUUCAGUUUCCAUAUAAUGCUGAAGCUGUGAGUAUAUUGCAGCAAGUACCAGUGAUGAUUUCUGCAGAAGAGCUUGGGGCAAAAGACAUAUCGCCUUAUGACUUGUAUUCAUACAACAAUGUUCCUACCAAUUCAAUGCCUCAUGUUAUAAGGCUGAGAACUGGAAAUGUGAUUUUUAACUACAAAUACUACAACAAUUUGCUGCAGAGGAGUGAAGUUACAGAAGAUUAUGCAUGCCCAUUCUGCUUGGUGAAAUGUGCAAGUUAUAAGGGUCUGAGACUUCACUUGGUGUCAUCACAUGAUCUGUUUCGCUUUGAGUUCUGGGUAAAUGAAGAUUAUCAGGUAGUGAUUGUAUCCGUGAAGUCCGAUACCUGCAGUUCUGAGAUUUUUGGCAGCAUUAUUGAUCCUAGACAACAGUCACUUUACUAUCGCCAUAAGCGAACGAGACACAAUAGAGGAGAGAAGGCAACUGAAAAAGCAAACGACAUGCAUGUGCAUCCAUCUGAAGCUAUGCCUGCAACUCUUAGUAACCACCUCAAAGCUUCAGGUGAUUCUGAGGCCAUGGAAGUUGAUAUUUCUAAUAGUCCUAAUAAUCCAACAACUGAUUUGACUGGACCAACAGAAUCUUCCCAAACCCAAACAGCAGCAGUGCCUGGAACCAAUAUUGCACCUCCUGCAUUGCUACAAUUUGCAAAAACAAGAAAGUUAUCAGUUGAACGAUCCAAUCCUAGAAACCAAGCUCUGUUGCAGAAACGGAAAUUCUUUCACUCUCAUAGAGCCCAGCCAAUGGCUUUGGAGCAAGUGUUUGCAGAGCAAGACAGUGAAGAUGAAGUGGACGAUGAUGUUGCUGAUCUUGAAGACCGAAGGAUGCUUGAUGACUUUGUGGAUGUUGCCCAAGAUGAGAAGCGAAUGAUGCAUCUAUGGAACUCGUUUGUCAGAAAGCAAAGGGUAUUGGCAGAUGCACAUAUUCCAUGGGCCUGUGAGGCAUUUACAAACUUGCAUAUAAAAGACCUUCUCGAGACCCCACAAUUGUGCUGGUGUUGGAGAUUAUUCAUGAUAAAGCUAUGGAAUCAUGGACUUGUGGAUCCCAAGACCAUCAACGUUUGUAACCUCAUACUAGACCAACACCAAAACCAACAGAUCGAUCCUACUACUACCACAACUAAAACUAAAAAAUGAUUCUUACAAAAAGUAGAGCCAAUAUGUUGUAAUUUAGAGUACCAUUUUGAUGUAACCAAUUAAAUCUUGUUAAAGUUAAAUUUCAAUGGGCCAAAUGAAAUUUUACAUUUAUUAAA
Molecule: messenger RNA, 2298 nt
Organism: Lactuca sativa (garden lettuce)
Lineage: Eukaryota; Viridiplantae; Streptophyta; Magnoliopsida; Asterales; Asteraceae
Product: polycomb group protein EMBRYONIC FLOWER 2
Cellular component (GO): nucleus
Molecular function (GO): chromatin DNA binding
Source: RefSeq, a predicted model, not a curated record